AUGGAUGAUAGGCUAAAUAAUCCAAUUCCCCUGGAAAACUUCAAUCACCUUAUCCGUCUACUGGCCACUACUGUUUCUGGUUUCCUAUCACUUAGAAUCCUUCUAACUCCUGUACGUGCCCGCGAAGCCAAGCUCCGAAAUCUGGCUACAUUGACACAACCAGGACUCUCAGAGGAGCGUCUUGCUCUUCUUUCUCGUUUGCCUGACCUUGUUUUGCCAGUUUGGAUGGUGCUACGCCAGCAUGGUGCCGUGGGCCCCUCCGGCCGUGGGUGUAAACCAAUGUCUUUGACAGCGUUAUCAAGCAAGCUGUCACAGGGCCGCAGUGGCCUCGGACCAGAUGCUGCAGUAGAGCAUAUAGACGAAUUGCACAAGAUUUUACCUGACUGGCUUCAACGCGUUGAUUGGGCCAAGCCUCAUUUUUUUUUAGCAGAUGCUGAUCGACCUGUCAAAGACGUCAUCAAAUUUGUCAAGGAUUACAUCCUAAAGCACGGUUUAUCGGUGUGA
Molecule: messenger RNA, 504 nt
Organism: Protopolystoma xenopodis
Lineage: Eukaryota; Metazoa; Platyhelminthes; Monogenea; Polystomatidea; Polystomatidae
Source: the annotation of a GenBank genome assembly